Molecule: messenger RNA, 1259 nt
Organism: Argentina anserina (silverweed cinquefoil)
Lineage: Eukaryota; Viridiplantae; Streptophyta; Magnoliopsida; Rosales; Rosaceae
Product: short-chain dehydrogenase TIC 32, chloroplastic-like
Exons: 8
Coding region: 63-1010 (315 amino acids)
Source: RefSeq, a predicted model, not a curated record
AAAGUUCCAAGAACAUAUAUGAACUUGAGGGAAAAGAGGUUGUAGCAGUUUAUUUCAAGAGAAUGUGGAUAUUUGGGUGGAAAGGGGCUUCUGGGUUUUCAGCUCGCUCUACAGCUGAGGAUGUCACACAAGGGAUUGAUGGAACUGGCCUUACUGCACUUGUUACAGGAGCUUCAAGUGGUCUUGGUUUGGAGACAACACGUGUUCUAGCACUGCGUGGUGUUCAUGUUGUCAUGGCAGUAAGGAAUACAGAUACGGGUAGGAAUGUCAAAGAAUCAAUACUUAAGGAAGUUCCCACUGCCAAGAUUGAUGUCAUGGAACUAGACCUCAGCUCAUUGGCAUCAGUGAGAAAAUUUGCAUCAGAAUAUAAGUCAUCUGGACAUCCAUUGAAUAUCCUGAUUAAUAAUGCAGGUGUUAUGGCAACUCCAUUCAUGCUUUCACAUGAUAACAUCGAACUGCAGUUUGCAACCAACCAUUUAGGUCAUUUCCUUUUGACAAACCUUCUAUUGGAUACCAUGAAAAAGACAACAAGUGAAAGUAAAAAAGAGGGAAGAAUUGUGAUUGUAUCAUCAGAGGCUCAUCGAUUUCCAUACAGUGAGGGAAUUCGCUUUGAUACAAUCAAUGAUAAAUCAGGGUACAACAGUCUGUAUGCUUAUGGACAGUCAAAGCUAGCCAACAUAUUGCAUGCUAGUGAGCUCGCAAAACGCUUGAAGGCAGAAGGGGUCAAUAUAACUGCUAAUUCCCUUCAUCCUGGAUCGAUUGUUACCAAUCUUCUACGACACCAUAGUUACAUUAAUGUUGUUGCUAAUAUGAUCGGAAAAAUCAUGCUUAAGAAUGUUCACCAGGGAGCUGCAACUGAAUGCUAUUUGGCAUUGCAUCCGCAAGUGAAGGGUGUCACUGGUGAGUAUUUCAUGGACAGCAACACUGCCAAUCCGACGGCUUUGGCUAAAGAUGCAGAAUUGGCAAAAAAGCUAUGGGACUUCAGUUUAAGCCUGACAGAGCCAAAAUAAUAUUGGUACAAGGCUUCAACUAGUCUCAGUAGAUUCUGUUGUAAAUCAUAAGUCAAUGUACUUUUUUACUGGUCUGAGUAGCCCCUGAAUCGUUGAAUAACCAUGUAAAAUACAAAGCUGUGGAGACGGCACAUGAGCAAUAUGUUGAUUUGAAACAUGGCACUGGUGAAUUGGUAAUAAUCUAUUAAGUAAUACUGGAGGUCUAAUUAAGCAAAUGAAGGGGUUCAAGAUCCAAACUUUAUUGUUAUU